CCGCCCCGGCAGUUGGUGCAGCGGCUGUUGGGGUGAGUGCGCUCACCCCACCCCUCCCCUUCUCCGGUCCCGGCCCCCACCCCGCCGGGCCCAGCCCCAGCCCCGGUCCCAGCCCCGGUCCCAGCCCCGGUCCCAGCCGGUCCCGAGCCGGCGACGCCCCGGGCCGCCCGCCACCAUGGAGCUGGAGGACGGUGUGGUGUACCAGGAGGAGCCCGGCGGCUCCGGAGCCGUGAUGUCGGAGCGGGUGUCCGGCCUGGCCGGCUCCAUCUACCGCGAGUUUGAACGGCUCAUCGGGCGCUAUGACGAGGAGGUGGUCAAGGAGCUGAUGCCGCUCGUAGUGGCGGUGCUGGAGAACCUGGACUCGGUGUUCGCGCAGGACCAGGAGCACCAGGUGGAGCUCGAGCUGCUGCGGGACGACAACGAGCAGCUCAUCACCCAGUACGAGCGGGAGAAGGCGCUGCGCAAGCACGCCGAGGAGAAAUUCAUUGAAUUUGAAGACUCUCAAGAACAGGAAAAGAAGGAUUUACAGACCCGUGUGGAAUCUCUAGAAUCUCAAACAAGACAACUUGAACUCAAAGCAAAAAAUUAUGCUGACCAGAUUAGCAGACUUGAAGAAAGAGAAGCGGAACUGAAGAAGGAAUACAAUGCGUUACACCAGAGGCACACCGAGAUGAUCCAUAAUUAUAUGGAACACUUAGAAAGAACAAAACUUCAUCAGCUCUCAGGGAGUGACCAACUGGAAUCCACAGCGCACAGUAGGAUUAGAAAAGAACGCCCUAUAUCACUAGGGAUUUUCCCGUUACCUGCCGGAGAUGGGCUGCUUACGCCGGAUGCUCAGAAGGGCGGUGAGACCCCGGGCUCAGAGCAGUGGAAAUUCCAGGAGCUGAGCCAGCCGCGCUCACACACCAGCCUGAAGGAUGAACUUUCUGAUGUUAGCCAAGGUGGAUCUAAAGCUACUACUCCCGCAUCAGCAGCCAAUUCCGACGCAGCAGCCACCCCCUCCGACACUCCGCUGAGGGAGGAGAGUGAGGGGCUGGCAAAGGGCACAGACUCGCCAGCCAAGCCCGAGCUAAGCAAGCACAUUGAGGUGCAGGUCGCCCAGGAGACCAGGAAUGUGUCCACAGGCUCUGCCGAAAAUGAAGACAAGUCGGAAGUUCAAGCAAUCAUCGAAUCCACUCCCGAAUUGGAUAUGGACAAAGAUCUCAGUGGCUAUAAGGGUUCUAGCACUCCCACCGAGGGCAUAGAGAACCGAGCUUUCAAUCGCAACACAGAGUCCCUCUUCGAGGAGCUGUCUUCUGCUGGCUCCGGCCUCAUCGGAGAUGUGGAUGAAGGCGCCGACUUACUAGGGGAGUACUCUGGAAUGGGUCGUGAAGUUGAGAAUCUUAUUCUAGAAAAUACACAACUUUUGGAAACCAAAAACGCAUUGAAUGUGGUGAAGAACGACUUGAUAGCCAAAGUGGAUGAACUGACCUGCGAGAAGGAUGUAUUGCGAGGGGAGCUGGAGGCUGUGAAGCAGGCCAAGUUGAAGCUGGAGGAGAAGAACAAAGAGCUGGAGGAAGAGCUCAGGAAAGCUCGUGCCGAAGCUGAAGAUGCAAGGCAGAAGGCAAAAGAUGAUGAUGACAGUGAUAUCCCCACGGCCCAGAGAAAGCGGUUCACGAGAGUAGAGAUGGCCCGCGUUCUCAUGGAGAGAAACCAGUAUAAAGAGAGGCUGAUGGAGCUCCAAGAAGCGGUUCGAUGGACGGAGAUGAUACGGGCAUCACGAGAAAACCCAGCCAUGCAGGAAAAAAAAAGGUCAAGCAUCUGGCAGUUUUUCAGCCGACUUUUCAGCUCCUCAAGCAACACAACAAAGAAGCCUGAGCCGCCCGUCAACCUGAAGUACAACGCCCCCACCUCUCACGUGACCCCGUCCGUCAAGAAAAGGAGCAGCACCUUGUCGCAGCUCCCUGGGGACAAGUCCAGAGCCUUUGACUUCCUGAGUGAAGAAACCGAAGCCAGUUUAGCCUCACGCAGAGAGCAGAAGAGGGAGCAGUACCGGCAGGUGAAGGCGCACGUGCAGAAAGAGGAUGGUCGCGUGCAGGCGUUUGGCUGGAGUCUGCCUCAGAAGUACAAACAGGUGGCCAAUGGUCAAGGGGAAAAUAAGAUGAAACAUUUACCUGUGCCUGUCUAUCUCCGGCCUCUGGAUGAGAAGGACGCAUCCAUGAAGCUAUGGUGUGCUGUCGGUGUUAACCUGUCUGGUGGGAAGACCAGGGACGGCGGCUCUGUGGUUGGAGCAAGUGUGUUUUACAAGGACGUCGCUGCUUUGGAUACGGAAGGCAGUAAGCAGCGGAGUGCAUCUCAGAGCAGCUUGGAUAAGUUAGAUCAGGAGCUCAAGGAGCAGCAGAAGGAGUUAAAGACUCAUGAGGAGCUGUCCAGCCAGGUGUGGAUCUGCACCAGCACGCAUUCGGCGACAAAAGUGAUCAUCAUCGACGCUGUUCAGCCCGGCAACAUCCUCGACAGCUUCACCGUGUGCAAUUCUCACGUGUUGUGCGUCGCCAGCGUCCCGGGUGCACGGGAAACAGACUAUCCCGCCGGGGAGGAGCUGUCCGAGCCCGGCCAGGUGGACCAGGCAUCCCUGUGCGGUAGCGUGACGAGCAAUAGCUCGGCGGAGACGGACAGCCUGCUGGGGGGCAUCACAGUGGUGGGCUGCUCGACAGAAGGUUCCACAGGAGCGGCCAUGUCCCCUAGUACCAACGGCGCUUCUCCGUUGACUGACAGACCCCCAGUAGAAACGGAAGCGGAAGGUGGUGAGGUGGACGACAGUGUUCCCACCGCCGAGGAGGCCACGGAAGCCACCGAGGGCAACUCAAGCUCCACAGAGGACGCUGUGGACACCUCCCAGCCUGGCGUGUACACCGAGCACGUCUUCACUGACCCUUUGGGGGUCCAGAUCCCUGAAGACCUGUCCCCGGUCUAUCAGUCAAGCAAUGACUCGGACAUGUGCCAGGACCCCAUCUCAGCAGCGCUACCGAGUGAGCCGGACCUGGCGCGGGAGGAGGCGCAGAAGAUGAGCAGUGUCCUGCCGACCAUGUGGCUAGGCGCGCAGAAUGGCUGCCUGUACGUGCACUCGUCGGUGGCGCAGUGGCGGAGGUGUCUGCAUUCCAUCAGGCUCAAGGACUCCAUCCUCAGCAUCGUGCACGUGAAAGGGAUCGUGUUGGUGGCCCUGGCCGAUGGCACCCUCGCGAUCUUCCACAGAGGAGUUGAUGGCCAGUGGGACCUGUCCAACUACCACCUCCUGGACCUGGGGCGGCCGCACCACUCCAUCCGGUGCAUGACCGUGGUGCACGACAAAGUGUGGUGCGGCUACAGGAACAAGGUCUACGUGGUGCAGCCCAAGGCCAUGCGAAUAGAGAAAUCCUUUGAUGCACACCCCCGGAAGGAGAGCCAAGUGCGGCAACUGGCCUGGGUGGGCGAUGGUGUAUGGGUCUCCAUCCGCCUGGACUCCACACUGCGCCUCUAUCACGCGCAUACUUACCAGCACCUGCAGGACGUGGACAUUGAGCCUUACGUCAGCAAAAUGUUAGGUACUGGGAAACUGGGCUUCUCCUUCGUGAGGAUCACAGCUCUUAUGGUGUCCUGCAAUCGUUUAUGGGUGGGGACAGGAAAUGGUGUCAUUAUCUCCAUCCCGUUGACAGAAACCGUAAUCCUCCACCAGGGACGUUUACUGGGGCUGAGGGCAAAUAAAACCUCAGGAGCACCAGGAAAUCGUCCUGGAAGUGUCAUCCGUGUCUAUGGUGACGAAAACAGCGACAAAGUGACCCCAGGGACCUUCAUACCAUACUGCUCCAUGGCACACGCGCAGCUCUGCUUCCACGGGCACCGGGAUGCCGUGAAGUUCUUCGUGGCUGUCCCAGGGCAAGUGGUCAGCCCGCAGAGCGGCGGCGGGGGCACGGACCUGGUGGCUGACAGAGCGGGGCCCUCAGCGCAGGAGCCUGGCAGCCAGGCGCCCUUGAAGGCCAUGCUGGUCAUCAGCGGCGGUGAGGGCUACAUAGACUUCCGGAUGGGUGAUGAGGGCGGAGAAUCAGAGCUGCUGGGCGAGGACCUCCCCCUGGAGCCGUCUGUCACCAAAGCGGAGAGGAGCCACUUGAUCGUGUGGCAAGUGAUGUGUGGCAGUGAGUGAGCCCCAGAGCUGCAGGAGCGGGCGCCGUGUCUUCUGCAUGGUUCAUUUUACUUUCUCCCCUUCUCCCGUGCGCUCAGUGUUCACACACACCACGGGAGCAUUUCCGCCUGCUAACUCUGUGCCUGGAACCUGUCUGCCCGCGCAUCCCGGGAGCUCACGUCCUGCUGCACCAGUGUUACAGGCAGUUUUCGCGUCUUAGGAGCCACUCGGAGCGUGCCCACUGCUGCCAACUGGAGACUGGAGCAACCAGAUGUGGCCGUCCAGCCCCGGCCAGGGGCACGCGCUUCACUCAAUGGGGUCACUGCUUAGCUGUCACUAAUAAUGGAAUUAAUGGGAAACACUUGAUACGUGGAACUGUACCAUUAGGUACAAGAGUUCUCCCCUGUGUAUUAUAAAAUUGACACACUAAUGGCAGAUGGUCAGCAGAUUUAUCUAACUGUCCCAAGAGGGCCAAAAGCUAACUGUAAAUUAACGUUCACUUUCAAGUCUGACAAAUCUUGUUUAUAUGGUAUAUAAAACUUUGUUUUCAGCAGAUUUGGGGGUUUUAUAUUAAAGAAAUUAAGACUACACUAUUUAAAUAAAAUCUCCUCUUUCUGUUUUAUUAGAGCUCUAAAGUUUCUGAGGCCUGCUUCUCAGAAAAUUCCGAUGUUUUCACUAGUUGCACUCAAUUCCAUGCUGACAUGGCUGAGAGGCUGCUUAUUUACAAAGCUGAGAUGACCUCUGGAGAAAUCAGAAGAUGCUUAAGCAUCAGGAAGUUUUUAAAAGGAGUUGUGUUUUGUAUACCUGGUUCUGGCAGACGGAGGUGGUUGGUCCAUGUUUGGUUUUAUUCCAUGUCAAACUGCACCUGUCUGCCCUUGUUCUGGCUGUGCAGAGCUGCUGGUGACGGCUGACCCGCAGCAGCCUCAGCCCUGGCUGACUGCCAAGGUGGGCGGGGAAAGCUGUUUCCUUCUGUUCUCUGUGAUGCUAAGGCCACACAUAAGGCCAGGACUGGCACCACGUCUUCUUACAGUGUCCUCGUAAAACUGAUUGGAGUCUGGGUUUUACUGAUUUUCUUGCUCAGUGUGUUUUUUAAAACCGUGAUGCUGUAGUGUUAACCCUCUCCAACUUCCUGAACACGUGUGAUGUACCAUUUUCCCCCCAUUACUCGAAGCUAAAUUACGGCUUCAUGUGCUAUUUUAAAAAUGCAAAUCUAUAGAAAGAAGGUCCCCCCAGUCAUUGGAAGGACCAUUGAUCCGGCCCUGCCGCUCCCUACAGACCGUCCAAGAAAAGCAAGCAAACCCAGGUCUCUUAACUGUCUAGACAUUAAGUGCCAGCAAUUUUUCUCCUGAACCGUUGUGCAAAAAUAUCUAUAAAAUGUACACCCGCAACUUUUACACGUACCCAUAUUUAGGCUGGAAUUUAAAAUCAUGGGACUGGACGAGCCAGGGAGGCCUUCGGGUCCACUUAGCCACAUGCGUCUAUAAGCACAUUCGUGUACACAGCAGAAUCGUGGCCGUGUGGGUUUUAGGAGGGAGCCUGGACAAACGCUGCAUUUGGAGGAUAAUUGUUUUGCUUGAACUACUACUUACUCACUUUUCUUUGAGACAAAACUUAGGCCACUUUUCCAUAGCUUAAUUACUAUGUUCUUCUUUUAUUUUAAGCCCCCUUUUUUUGGCAAUACCUAGCAAAAAGCAUUAUUAAACAUUUGUUGGAAAUUGUAAAUUCCAAAGGAGAUGCCAAAGUGUGGGGAUUUUGAGGAAGUGUCCCAGAGGCAGGACUCACAUAUGUGCCUGGCGGGCACCUGGGGAGUCAGCACCUGAAGAUAGCAGGUGUCCCCGUGUCACCGUGGUGGUGAUUGCUUUACCUUGAGGACCACAGGUGUACAUCUUACUACAGAGGACGGUUAUCCGUGGCCCUGUUCAUUCAGGUACCAGGAUGGACACAAUGCCCAGUUUGUCCUGAAGGUUUGGGUGUGUGUUUGUAAUGUCAGCUAAAAUUUUUCUGCAGGCUGCUUCCCUUCCUCUUUCCCCAAUGACAGGUUUACAUCCCACGACAUUGACUUUGGUCACAGUGGUAACCUCUGUGAGAGAUGGCAAAUGUCAGCCAUUGCCAAGCAGUGUGGGUGUAAAGCGCCCAUAGCUAGCACCUUGGCUCAGUCUCCCAAGGAGGAAACUGGGAACCGAACGAGAACCCCUCUUCCUGGCCUUUUAACCUUUGUGUGAGGCCGUGAGGUUCCCAGUGUUCUGCAGUUGCUGGUCUCCAAAACGGCACCAUGUGGGCUACAGCCUCAUGUUCACUGUCACGUGCAGGUCAGCAGCUCUGCAGAAAGAGAGGAUGUUUUUAGGGACUCACUCGAGUGCUUCUCUCCAACCCGUGUGGAUCUAAAGCGCUGCAAUAGGAAUGAAUCUCUUACAAGCCGCAGCUUUUUGAGAGUGUGAGACAUUCUUAGCACAAAAUAUGCAGCACACGGCAUUUCCGAAAGGUGAAACGUGUUUGCAUAGACGGCGUUAAAAUCCGUGCUCUCGGCUGCGUCCGCGUUCAUCUCCUAUGCUACAGAGCUCCCCACAUCUGGGAAGGAACCCCAGCAUCGGCAGCCUUAGUAACUGAACAGCAGGACAAGCGUCUCAUGGUGCGAGCCAUCCUCGAGAGCCAGGUCCUGCCAGCCCUGUGGGUCUCAGCAUUUCCCGUGCCAUGACUGCUACCAAGGGACCGAGCCGGCACCCGGGCCCUCUCCCUGGGCGGUGCCCAGGAGGGGACACCCCCAUCCUGCUGCGUAGCGUGGGCAGGGGAGAAAAGCUCAGAGCCGUGGACCUUUUCUAACAGGGUCGUGAUGUUAUGUAACACUAAAUGUCUUUUCUUUCUAUCAGAAGUUUUGUUAAUGCCCUCGUCCUGCGUUCUCAGCAUCGGGUAAAUUUCAGCCGUUCCGUUCUCAGUGUGCUUCCGUGCUAGCAUCUGACCCGGGUUCUCUUCGCCUCUGCAGUCGGGUGCUAUGCGCGCCCACCUGCUGCCUGGCAGAGGCGAGGCUCGUCGCUGGGAGCAGGAAGCUCUUUAGCAGUGUAGUCAUUUCAGUAUUUAUUUCUAUUAUGGAAUCCCUGGGGUUCGGAAUGUAACUUUGUACAUGAAAUAUAUAUAUAAAUAUGUAUAUGAAACACC
Cavia porcellus (domestic guinea pig) is the source of this 7288-nucleotide messenger RNA. RefSeq names its product sperm associated antigen 9 (gene Spag9). Gene Ontology annotation, cellular component: cytoplasm. Gene Ontology annotation, molecular function: MAP kinase scaffold activity; JUN kinase binding; signaling receptor complex adaptor activity. NCBI's taxonomy places the organism in Eukaryota, Metazoa, Chordata, Mammalia, Rodentia, Caviidae. The transcript has 31 exons. The record is from RefSeq and is a predicted model, not a curated record. Gene Ontology annotation, biological process: vesicle-mediated transport. The coding region runs from base 176 to 4156 and encodes 1326 amino acids.